Echinostoma caproni is the source of this 324-nucleotide messenger RNA. Lineage: Eukaryota; Metazoa; Platyhelminthes; Trematoda; Plagiorchiida; Echinostomatidae. The record is from the annotation of a GenBank genome assembly.
GCUAAUGCACUGGAACUGUUGCUUGACUUGGCCACAUUGGACACUGGGGAUGAGGAUGAUCUUGUCCUGACCACGGACAAUUCACAUGGUGAGAUGCCGCAUCUAUUCAUGGAAGUACCCCGUUUGCCUGCACUCCUGUGGACCGGAUUAACCACUCGCAAGCUGGGUUCUCUGACUCCGGGUCAAACGAAACCAGUCACGCUCGAGCUAAUUCCCACGGUCACUGGACUUCAGACUAUCCCAAGUCUCAUCAUUCAUGAAUUGACAAUGGAUCGCAACUAUGAAUUCAACGACCUAGGUCAUGUGCUGGUCUGUGUUGUUUGA